AUGGAGGAGUGCAGCAUCGCAACACCACGUACUGCAGAUUCAUCGCUGGAUGCCGAUCAUGAUGAUGAUCUGGUGGCUAGGUACUGGAGGAUGGAAGACCUAGUGGGAGGAGGUGAAUCACCUAGAAUAGGGGAGCGCGAGCUCGAACAAGAGGUGGAUGAACUGCAUGUCAUCAGCGCAGAUGAAUUGAACACUUUAGGAGUCAUUCGAAAGGAACCCAAGCACGGUCACGGCGAGCAGCGACUGAUCGUGGGAGUGUACGUCGACGACCUCAUAAUCAUUGGAGGCGACAUGAAAGUUCUCGGAAUAUUCAAGAGGGAGAUGUCAAAGAACUUCAAGAUGAGCAAUCUCGGAGUGUUCAGCUACUACCUCGGCAUUGAAGUGCAACAGAGUACUGCCAGCAUCACCAUUUGUCAAUGUGCGUACACAAAGAAGUUGUUGGACAUAGCUGGGCUUGUAAAUAGUAACCCUACAAGGAAGCCAAUGGAAGCCCGACUCCAACUGAGGAAAGUCAGCACUACAACGACAGUCGACUCCACCAAUUACCGCAGCAUUGUCGGGAGCCUGCACUAUCUGGUAAACACACGCCCUAGCCUUGCUUAUUCCGUUGGAUACGUGAGUAUGUUUAUGGAAGCACCUAGGGAGGAGAUCUUGUGGCUGUCAAGUGCAUCCUGCAUUAUGUGGUGGGAACCAGAGGCUGGGGUGUGA
This is a messenger RNA of Cucurbita moschata (crookneck pumpkin), 708 nucleotides long. RefSeq lists its product as uncharacterized. Bases 1 to 708 code for a protein of 235 amino acids. The record is from RefSeq and is a predicted model, not a curated record. NCBI's taxonomy places the organism in Eukaryota, Viridiplantae, Streptophyta, Magnoliopsida, Cucurbitales, Cucurbitaceae. The transcript has 2 exons.